GACAAUUGCGAAUUAGAAAUUGGGGAUGAAGUGGCUUUAGCGGUGAAUGGUGAUAAAGCCUUGGAUAUUAACUUUACUGAAGACCUCCGAAAAGCAGAAUUUUUCUUUAAACCCUUUUUCUUUUUGGGAGCAUUCCAUUUUUCAGAUCUUCAGAUUAGCAACAAAAUCCUAAUGCUGCAACAGCACCAUCAACAGCAACACCACCACCACCUCCAGUCCGCGAUCACCGCGGCACCACCGCCGUCGGCGACGACUUCAACGCCUCCUUCAUCAACCACCGGGGAGGCACCGCCGAAGCAGGUGGCUCUAGCGAUGGAUAGACUCGGACAGGCUGCGAGACUCAUCGCUGAUAUCCGCCUAGGUGCUGAUCGACUUCUCGAAGCCCUAUUUGUCGCUUCGCAGCCGCAUCAAAGCUCGAAACCUCUCCACUUGUUCCGCCAAGAAGACGAGUCAAUGCGCCAACAUCUCCAAGACCUCCGCACCGUUGGAAAGCAGCUGGAGGAAUCUGGAGUGUUGAAUGAGUCACUUAGGUCAAGGAGUAAUUCUUGGGGUUUGCAUAUGCCAUUAGUAUGUCCUGACGGUGCCGUUGUGGCUUAUGCUUGGAAACGACAGCUUGCUGGCCAGGCUGGUGCAUCUGCUGUUGACCGGACAAGGCUUGCUCUCAAAGCCUUCACAGACCAGAAAAGGCGAUUUUUUCCUCACCUUGAUGAUGAAGAGGAUGGUGAGGGUACUGACACUGCGUCAAAGAAACACCGCAAUUUGCCAGCUCUGGCAGAAGACAAUCAAGAUAAUCUUAGCGAUUGUAAAACAUUAUCUGAUGUUUUGACUAACUUGGAGAAAGAAAUACCAAAUCUGAAAGUUUCGACUUAUGAAAGACUGGAUUGGUUGAAAAGAGCUUCUUCAUUGCCUGCUUCAGCAAAUGAUAAUACCAUGGAGGCACCAAAACAUAAUUUUCACAGCACAAGUAUACUUAGACCAGCACUCCAGAAUGUUGCUUCUAUGGAUAAGGUUGCUGUAAUUGAGCUGUUCUUUCCUUCUAUCUUCAGAGCUGUAGUCUCAUUGCAUCCAGCUGGUUCAACAGAUCCAGAUUCAGUGGCUUUCUUUUCUCCGGACGAGGGCGGCAGCUACAUGCAUUCUAGAGGUUCUUCGGUCUACCAUGUAUUUAGACAGAUAACGGAGCACGCUACUGUUGCCCUCCAGUAUUUCCUUGGAAUCAGAAGUAAAACAGCAUUGCAUUCUCUUUUGCACUGGAUAUGCAGCUACCAAACUUUAUUCACCAAAGUCUGCAACAAAUGCGGACGGCUAUUGGCAAUGGACAGGCAAUCAGCUUUAAUCUUACCUCCUGUCCAUCGUCCUUAUCGAACUCUUUCGGUUUCAAAACAUUCAUCGACUCAAUCUAUUUCCUCAACAUUAGAUCAAGGUUCUAAUGCCCCUGAAGCUUAUCAUAUCGGUUGCUUCUCGGAUAACACGUAAGUUCACACUUCUUUCUGUUAACCAAGGUAGAUUAGCUAAAGCUAGGAAAGAGAAAGAUCAAAUUGAUACUAGUGAGUGAUGAAAACAAGGUUUCUAUAUUUACUUACUUUAGGUGAUCGAAUGAGAAUGAUUUAGUGGAUGUGUAAGAAACAUAGUGUAUUUUUCAUCUCUAAAUUUAUUGUUUCUUUGUGUUCC
This is a messenger RNA of Gossypium raimondii (Peruvian cotton), 1668 nucleotides long. Its product is annotated as mediator of RNA polymerase II transcription subunit 27. The record is from RefSeq and is a predicted model, not a curated record. The coding region runs from base 172 to 1473 and encodes 433 amino acids. Gene Ontology annotation, molecular function: transcription coactivator activity. Lineage: Eukaryota; Viridiplantae; Streptophyta; Magnoliopsida; Malvales; Malvaceae. Gene Ontology annotation, biological process: regulation of transcription by RNA polymerase II. The transcript is spliced from 7 exons. Gene Ontology annotation, cellular component: mediator complex.